Molecule: messenger RNA, 578 nt
Organism: Panicum hallii
Lineage: Eukaryota; Viridiplantae; Streptophyta; Magnoliopsida; Poales; Poaceae
Product: V-type proton ATPase subunit e1-like
Exons: 3
Coding region: 138-347 (69 amino acids)
Biological process (GO): proton transmembrane transport
Cellular component (GO): proton-transporting V-type ATPase, V0 domain
Molecular function (GO): proton-transporting ATPase activity, rotational mechanism
Source: RefSeq, a predicted model, not a curated record
CUCUCUCCAUCUCCCCCCUCUCCUGCCUCUCUACCCCUCUCGGCCUGUCGCGUCUCUUCCCCGACCGGGCGAUCCAGCGAGCGAGAGAGAAAGCAGCAGCCGCGCGGGAGGAGCUCUGCUCGUCGACGCCGCCCACCAUGGGGUUCUGGGUGACCACGGUCAUCUUCCUCCUCGCCGGCGUCGUCGCCUCCCUCUUCACGCUCCUCUGCUGCAACCGCGGGCCAUCCACCAACCUAUUCCAUUUGACCUUGGUGACUACGGCUGUAAUUUGUUGUUGGAUGAUGUAUGCCAUUGUUUACCUUGCUCAGAUGAAGCCUUUGAUCAACCCCAUCCGGAGCGGGGAGUGAGCUUUCUGUUGAAAAUAAUUAAAUCCAACAUGCUGUACCAUUAUUCAGUCUGUGAACCUUUUAUUCAUUUUGGCCACCCUGAAAUAAAGAAACUGCCAUGAGAUUUUUGCUACUCUACCUCCAGGCUGUUGAGGAGGCACGCUGUGAUUAGUGUACCCAAUUGUAUGAUAAACGCAAUAAUAAUAUUUAUGGUGUUUUUAUCUGAAUGUCUGGGCAUCGAUCGUCCAACUA